UCAUUUAUUUUGAAGGCAACAUUUUUAUAACCGGUCUCAUGUCGGCUAAAUGACUGUGAGUCUGCUGCAAUGACUGACAACAACCACCACCCCACUGCAUUUCUUCAUCCACCUGGAAACUGAUCAGGCUUCUUUUUCCUGGAUUUGUGCAACAGAGGAGACACAAUAGUGAGUAAACAUCCUCUACACAACACACAUCACAGGAACAACCAUCAAGGAUGAACCCCAUGCUAUCCAGUCAUCAGCAGAGAACAAUCUGCUCCCAGCUGGGAAUUGUCAGACUAGAGCUGCUGUACAAGGCCACCAUCCAUGGUUUCACUGGUGCAGCCUUCCACGAGCGAUGUGACACCCACAGUCCCACAUUGUCUGUGGGCUAUAAUGAUUCAGGUUAUGUGUUUGGAGGCUACACCAGAAAGCCUUUCAGUAAGUCUGGUCAGUACAUGUACGAUGACCAGGCCUUUCUUUUCACCUUCAGUGGAGAAAUGCUCCUGAAAUAUCCGGUAACUAACUCUUCGUAUGCAUUGUAUAUGGACCCUGACUCUGGUCCGGAUUUUGGAGGAGCAUUGACUCUUGUCAAGGACAGUCAGGCAAAAGUGUCUGGCAAAUCAGGAAAUCGUUACAGCUACAAUGCUGCAGACGUGCAUGGCAACAACCUCAACCUGACUGAGUGUGAAGUCUAUCAACUGAAAGUGGCCCCAGAAUUUGAGAAGCCAUGGAGACCAGUGAUCUGGGAAUCUGAGAAGAGGACAGAGAUGAUGGACAGUAUUAAGCUCUACAGUCCAAUGGUCAACUCUGUGUCCCAGGUUCGGGUUUUGCUCAUUGGACCAGUUGGAGCUGGAAAGUCCAGCUUCUUCAAUUCUAUCAACUCUGUAUUCAGAGGCCACGUCACCAACCAGGCCAGCACUGGCUGCUCUGCCAGCAGCCUCACCACACAGUUUCGCACCUAUUCAGUGAAAGCUGGACGAGGAGGGCAACCUCUGCCAAUCAUCUUGUGCGAUACCAUGGGACUGGAGGAAGACAAGGGGAUGGGGCUUAAUGUAGAGGAUAUCACCAGCAUCCUCAAUGGUCAUAUGCCAGACCGUUACCAGUUCACACCCUAUACUACUCUGAAGUCAAACGUCGCAGGCUAUUGUAAGUCUCCAACGCUUAAGGAUAAGAUCCACUGUGUGGCCUAUGUCAUUGAUGGCUCCAAGAUCUCAAUCAUGCCGAAAAAGCUGGAGGAGAAGCUAGCAGCUAUCCGCAGAAUUGUCAACUCAAUGGCGAUUCCCCAGCUGGUCCUGAUGACUAAAGUAGAUGAAACCUGUUCUUUUGUUGCACAUGACAUUAGGGACAUUUACAGGAGCAGCUACAUCAAGGAAAUGAUGCAGGAGGUCAGUGCUCGGCUCAGUGUGUCACUGUCCUGUGUUGUUCCGGUGAAGAACUACAGUGAGGAGUUUGAGUUGGACAUGAACUGUGACAUUCUGCUGCUCAGCGCCAUCAUUCAGAUCCUUCGCUCAGCUGAUGAUUACUUUGAUGAGCUCAGUGACCAGUUCAGUAAUAUUGAAACCAAAGAUUAGUAAGAAUUAACAGCAGAUGUAGAUGCCCCUCAAAAUGACUCCUCGUCCAGCUGUUUAGUUCAGAUUCACUGUAAUAAAAAUACUAAUACUUUAGUACUGUAGCCUAGAUUAUCCUGCAGAAAUUUAUGCUGCAUUCAUGUAAUGUCAGAAUGAAAAGAACAGGAAAAUUUCCCUCAUUCCAGCUUGGAUGCUAGUUAGAAUGAGCUUAGAUGCUAGAAGAAUUGUUCCCAUCCACCUGACAUGACAUGAAGGUGCAAGUUUCUUGGGGAUCACCAGAAAAUCAAAGAAGAUGAGCCUAUACAAGUCAGUAAUGGUGAGCCAACAUUUUGAACUUUGAGUCAGGUUAAAAUUAAAAUUCAGUGAAACUGCUUCAUAACGUUCAAUUACAUUACUUACAUUUGAGUUUUUGCCUUACACAUUAAUCCAUGAAUAUAGAAACUUUAUACUUCUGAUUGCGUAUAUACUGAAUCCAACUUCACUGAAAAAGAGAAAUCACAUUUACUGUUAUGUUGCAUGCUAUGUCCAAUUAAACUGAAUUGGAGUUUAA
Messenger RNA from Lates calcarifer (barramundi perch), 2103 nucleotides. Its product is annotated as interferon-induced protein 44. The record is from RefSeq and is a predicted model, not a curated record. NCBI's taxonomy places the organism in Eukaryota, Metazoa, Chordata, Actinopteri, Centropomidae. The transcript has 8 exons. Gene Ontology annotation, molecular function: GTP binding. The coding region runs from base 219 to 1556 and encodes 445 amino acids.